AUGAGUCUAAGUCAAUUCAAUACCGGCAAGGCACAGGAAAGUCAAGGGUUAUCAGUUCAAUCAUUCCUGAGCUCUUCCGCAAUUUACGCUACGAUAUGUGUGAUUUUGGUAGUAUAUGAACUGAAGAGCAGUCGUUCGUCGAACUUUCCCAGUCUGGUGGCCUUUCUCAGAUGGCCACGUGACUCAAGGAGCCUGAUUGCGCAGUAUGGACCGGACAAGUACUUUCUCAUCCGUUUCUUCCAUACUGUGAUCAAGAUCUUUCUACCUCUUUCGAUUGGGCUUACGGCAUCUUUGUUUCCAAUAGACAUCACUGCACGUCAUUCGGCCGCCGUCACAGGUUUAGACCGACUCAGCUGGGCGAAUUUGGAAUCAGGACAAGCUGGUCGAUUAUGGGGCAACGCAGUAGCAGCAACAUUCUCUAUGAGCUAUAUUUGCUAUGUUCUCGUUGGAGAGUUCCAUGAUUUGAUCAGCAUUCGUCAGGAUUAUUUACGGCGGGUGUCGGCGUCAUCCACAGCGGUUCUCGUGACCGAUAUUCCGAGAGAAAGAUUGUCGGAAGAUAGUCUAAGGGAGGAUUACGCACGCUUUGAUGGCGGCCCAACCGAAGUAUGGAUUCAUAAGGAGUAUGGCCAAAUUCUGAACACCCUACUACAGCAGCGGAGUAGGCUUAUGAGGCAGCUCGAAAUUCAUCUGACAAAAAAAUUCUACAAUCGUGAAGCAGCUGCUCGGACGGUCGAAAAGGAUGAGAAGCUGAAAUCUAUUGCCACAGAGUAUCAGAAGCUGAACGAGCAGAUCAAGGAUCAGAUGAAAGAUCCCAAUAACGCUUCUUACAGGCCGUCGGCACUGGUUAGGUUUAGGGACUCCAUUGCUCCUCAUUUAGUCCAACAGGUGGUGCAGAGCCCACAGAUAAUGCGUAUGAUCCCACACCCGAUCCAGUCGACGAAUGACAUUAUACUGCCGAAUCUCUCGCUAUCGUGGAAGCGUCGCCUCGUUCAACGCCUGAUGGUGGAGGCGAUUGUUGUCGUUUUCUGCAUCUUUGUUAGUGUGCCGGUUGGUCUUACCGGGGCCCUUUCGCAAAUAUCGUACCUAGCCGAUCAAAUACCGUGGGUAGCACAUCUCAUGAGCAGCCUCGAAGGAUCGCGAUGGCUGGCGAUCAUCCAGGGCCUACUGCCACAGAUCUUCCUGUCCGUGUUAAUAACGUUUUCUCCGCAACUGAUCUUGAUAGCGGUUUCCUACCAGCGUCAUGUGACGUACUCCGAAAAAGAGAUGUCAAUUGCGGGAUAUUAUUUCUUUUUCCUCUACAUACAGAUAUUUCUGGUUGUGUCCUUGGCGUCUGGUCUCACAACAGUGAUACCGAACGUUCUGAGGUAUCCGGGGUCGGUCCCUGGAAUCCUUGCCGACAACAUACCGAAGUCUAGUAAUUACUUUUAUUCGUACCUCGUGCUACAGUGCAUUACUCAAUGCUCAUUGUCAUUGCGCCGUCUUCCCUAUGUCGUGUGGUACUGGUUGUCGUCUCACUUGAUACAGUGGACAUCACGGACACCUCGAGAGAUUUGGAAAAUGCAAGAGAUUUCGGUCCAUUGGGGUCUUGUAUACCCCGUAACGGGAGCGGUUGAAACAGGAGGUCUGUUGUACUGGAGAGCCCUUCACCAACUUUUCAUUGGGAUGUAUACUGCCGAAUUGACUCAGUUAGGACUCUUUACUCUUCGAGAUGCCAAGCUGCAGGCAAUGUUGAUGCUAUUGACCGGUCUGAUGACUGCCAUAGCACAGUGGUUUCUGUCUCGAAUCUACGGACCUUUACUUCGGCAUCUCCCUGCCGGCCUCAUUAGCUCGAGGAAUGAGAGUAAACAAGAUACCAACUCGGAUCCGUGGAUGGCCUCCAUUUUGAUUGAACAACCGAUAUGGGCGCCUGCACCCGAUGCUAUCCGCCACGAACUACUGACUAGGUUCGGGAUCUAUGUCUCACAGGAAGGGAUGGAAUGCUACUCCGACAGGAUCGAUCCUGUCAGGGGUCCGCCACAGACCAUCGCAGCCCGAAGGACGAGAACUACUCUUUCAAAUCCAACAGAGUGA
Messenger RNA from Talaromyces stipitatus ATCC 10500, 2070 nucleotides. RefSeq lists its product as uncharacterized. Gene Ontology annotation, cellular component: plasma membrane. The transcript has 2 exons. Bases 1 to 2070 code for a protein of 689 amino acids. NCBI's taxonomy places the organism in Eukaryota, Fungi, Ascomycota, Eurotiomycetes, Eurotiales, Trichocomaceae. Gene Ontology annotation, molecular function: calcium-activated cation channel activity. The record is from RefSeq and is a predicted model, not a curated record.